AUGUCCACUUUCCGGAUUUCAAAUUCUUAAACUUCAACAUCCAUCAGACGUACAAGACGAGCAUGCCGUGAAUUUCUUGCCAUGUUGAGGUGUAAAUUUCUGUGACUUUUCAAUUCCUUUGCAUAUAUAAAUACCUGUCCAUGCAUGCAAGUCACAUAACUUGAAUUGUAGCAAAGCCCUUUCGAAACAUCUAAAGCAUGGCUUCAUCGUUCAUGUUUUGGCAAUUCCUCUUCUUUCUCAUCCUUGUAUUGCUUCACCGUUUCGAUGUCUUUGCUUCAUCUAAUGGUACUGAAACAGAGGCCCUUUUGAGAUGGAAAGCUAGUCUUGGCAAUGAAAGCAAGAGUUUCCUUUCUUCGUGGGUUGGAGACAGCCCUUGCAGCAGAUGGGUCGGAAUAGCUUGUGACGAAGGUGGUAGCAUCACCAAUCUCAGCCUUCCGGAUUACGGUUUGAGAGGUACACUUUACAGUCUCAACUUCUUUUCCCUCCCUAACCUGAUGAGGCUUAACCUUCAUAAUAACUCAUUUCAUGGGGGAAUUCCUUCACAGAUUGGCAAUCUUUCAAAACUCUCCUUCCUUGAAUUGUCCGAUAAUGAUUUCUCAGGGAAUAUCCCAUCUGAGAUUUUCUUAUUGAGAAGUGUUCAGUAUAUUUGUUUAGCAAGAAAUCAGAUCAGUGGUUCCAUUCCGGAAGCCAUAGGAAGGUUGAGUUCAGUUUCCGAGAUCUAUUUCGAUUAUAACAAUCUAAGUGGUCCAAUUCCAACUUCUAUAGGAAGCUUGCCAAAUUUAUCCCGGCUUGUCCUUUCUGGCAAUAGGCUAGGUGGUUCUAUACCUAAAGAAGUUGGGAACCUGCCCAUGCUCAUCGUCCUUGAGUUGCCAUUCAAUAAUUUCUCUGGAAAUAUUCCAUCUCAAAUAGGAAAUAUGAGUUCACUUGUUCACCUUCACAUUAAUGAUAACGACUUCACUGGUCCAAUACCUAUUUCAAUGGGAAACUUGCACAGAUUAUCUCGACUUAUCCUUGUUAACAAUAGACUCAGUGGCUCUAUACCUGUAGAAGUUGGAAUGUUGAGGUCACUCAAAAUGCUUGAUUUUUCAAGAAACCGCCUAACUGGUCCUAUUCCAACCUCUAUAGGAAAUUUAAGUAACUUGGAAUCGCUUUAUCUUUACCGUAAUGACCUCUCUGGUUCCAUCCCCAAUGAAAUAGGAUUGCUUCGAUCUCUUUCCACGUUGCAGUUGCAACGUAAUAAUCUCACUGGUGUCAUCCCUGCUGCUUCUAUAGGAAACUUGUCCAACUUAUUAAGUCUUUACCUUUAUAAUAAUAUGCUCUCCGGUUCAAUACCUCGAGAGAUUGGAAUGCUUCAAUCUCUCACUGAACUCUCAUUGAGCAACAAUACGCUUUCUGGUUCAAUCCCCACUUCUGUGGGAAAUAUGACGAGGCUUAGCGAGUUAUCUCUUUUGGAUAAUCAUUUAUCAGGUCCUAUUCCUGCAACAAUUAACAAUCUUACUCGAUUGGUAAUAUUACAAUUGGGUGACAACUAUCUGAAAGGUCAGUUGCCUGAUAAUGUAUGCCGCGAUGGCUUAGUGUCUCGUUUAAUAGCACAUAACAACAAUUUAACGGGCCAAAUUCCAUCAAGUUUGAGAAACUGCACAAGUUUAUUCAGACUUAGGCUUCAAGGAAACCAGCUUACAGGGAAUAUAUCAGAAGCUUUUGGCAUAUAUCCUAACUUGGAUUAUGCUGAAUUAAGUGACAACAAGUUUUACGGAGAACUUUCUCCCAACUGGGGGCAAUGUCCUAAUCUAGCAAGCCUAUAUAUCUCCAACAACAACAUUUCUGGGGAGAUACCUGUUGAAUUAGGACAGGCAACUCAAUUACAUGAAAUUGAUCUCUCCUUAAAUAAUCUACAUGGUGAUAUUCCGAAUGAAUUUGGAAGAUUGACAUCAUUGCUAGAUCUUUUGUUAAAUGGAAACAAACUUUCUGGAAAAAUUCCAGUAGAGAUUGGAAUGUUGUCAAAUUUGAAACUUCUAAAUUUGGCAUCAAACAAUCUUAGUGGAUCCAUUCCUGACCAACUUGGAGAGUGCUUCAAGCUAAGGGAAUUGAACCUAAGCAGAAACCAAAUCAGUGAAAGUAUUCCUUCAACGAUAAGCAGUAUAUAUGCCCUUGAAACACUUGAUUUAAGUCAUAAUCUGCUGAUUGGAGAGAUACCAAGGCCACUUGGGAAUCUACAAAAAUUGGAACUGUUGAAUCUUUCUCAUAAUAUGCUUUCUGGUUCCAUCCCAUCGGCUUCUGAUGAUUGGCGAAGCUUGACAGUUGUGGAUAUAUCCAAAAAUCAAUUGGAAGGCCCUUUACCUGACAAAAAAGCUUUUCGGAAUGCUCCAUUUGAUGCCUUAAGAGACAACAAAGGGCUUUGUGGCAAUGCAACAGAUCUAAUACCCUGUGAUGGUGUCCCUACCAUUACUAAAAAAGCCCAAAAGAAAAGAAAGAAUAGACUUGUGAUUUUAAUUGUGCUACCAGUUUUGGGUGCUCCAGUUCUGUUAUUCAUUUCAGUUGGAGGCUUUUUAUUUCUUUUUCGGAAGAUUUGGAAGAGAAAAUUUAAGUCAAGGGAGGAGCAAUCCCAAGAUAUUUUCGCAAUAUGGGGAUACGAUGGAGAAAUACUCUAUGAAAGCAUCAUUGAAGCUACAGAAGAUUUCAGCUCCAGCUACUGCAUUGGAUUAGGAGGAUACGGAAAUGUUUACAGAGUUGUGCUGCCAACAGGUCGAGUAGUUGCUGUGAAGAAACUUCACCGAUCCGAAGAUCGAAUGUUAAUCAACCUGAAAGCUUUUGAAAGUGAAAUUUGUGCUUUGGCAAACAUAAGGCAUCGGAACAUUGUGAAGUUCUAUGGAUUUUGUUCGAAUUCUGAGCACUCCUUUUUGGUUUAUGAGUUUGUGGAAAGGGGAAGUCUAAGAAUGGUUUUGAGUGUUGAGGAAAGAGCAAUGGAAUUAGACUGGAACAAGAGGAUAAAUGUUGUGAAAGGGUUAGCCAAUGCUUUGUCUUACAUGCACCAUGACUGCUCACCACCAAUUAUUCAUCGGGACAUUUCCAGCAACAAUGUUCUUUUGGAUUCGGAUUAUGAAGCUCAUGUCUCCGACUUUGGCACAGCUAGGCUUCUUAAGCCUGAUUCAUCCAAUUGGGCCUCAUUUGCAGGCACCUUUGGGUAUGUUGCUCCAGAAUUGGCUUAUACAAUGGAAGUCAAUGAAAAAUGCGAUGUCUACAGUUUCGGUGUAAUUACUAUGGAAAUACUGAUGGGAAAGCACCCUGGUGAUCUUAUUUCAAGUUUAUCAUCAUCGUCAUCAUCGUCGCUACAAAACUGGCAACAGAUUUUAUUGAAGGAUGUCAUAGACCAACGUCUCUCAGUUCCAUUAGACCAAGCUGCAAACAAUGUGGUCUCUGCUGCAAAGCUAGCAUUUGCAUGCUUGCAUAUCAAUCCACAGUUUCGCCCGACAAUGCGACAAGUUUCUCAAUCUCUUUCCAGUCAACGGUUUCCAACGUCCAAGCCUUUCUCGAUGAUAACAUUGGGAGAAUUGUUCUGUUAUUAAGGGUGUUAGCGUAUGAGGUGGUAGCCAUUUU
Durio zibethinus is the source of this 3597-nucleotide messenger RNA. NCBI's taxonomy places the organism in Eukaryota, Viridiplantae, Streptophyta, Magnoliopsida, Malvales, Malvaceae. The record is from RefSeq and is a predicted model, not a curated record.